This is a messenger RNA of Sinocyclocheilus grahami, 2966 nucleotides long. Its product is annotated as oxysterol-binding protein-related protein 6-like. The transcript is spliced from 22 exons. Gene Ontology annotation, cellular component: nuclear membrane; plasma membrane; cytosol. The coding region runs from base 363 to 2966 and encodes 867 amino acids. The record is from RefSeq and is a predicted model, not a curated record. NCBI's taxonomy places the organism in Eukaryota, Metazoa, Chordata, Actinopteri, Cypriniformes, Cyprinidae. Gene Ontology annotation, molecular function: cholesterol binding.
CACCGCAGACCUCGGUCACCGUUACCGCAGCAUCCGUCUGAACUGCCUUCAAAUCCAGCCGUACACAGCACUUUCACCACUUCCUUCUCCUAAUACACGCUCUCAGACCUUGACAUUGUCCUCCGGUAUAUCAGCGGUUGUCUGCGGGGACCGAGCGGGAUACAACCCUGUAACCGCGACUGACAGCAGCGGGUUUCUGCGCCAAGAAACGAUGUGGACACCGAACCGCUGGUGAAAGUGCUCAAUAGUUUGGCUGCACAAGGAUUCACUGGUCAUGCUGUGCUUUGGAGGGACAAGAAGAGACGCUAAAUAAGAAAGGACGAGAGAGUCGAGAGAGGAGUCAUCAGACAGCAGCAGCUAUCAUGUCUCGCCAUCAAAGCCGAGCCACCAGCCUGGAGGAGAAGGGAGCCACGCCCAUCCACAGGAGCUCCACCCCCUUACACAAGAGCUCCACCCCCACUCACAAAAGCGCAUCCUCUUCCUCUUCAUCUCAGAGAGACAGUCGACAAGAGACUGAUAGUUGGGAAAUCAUCGAGGGGCUAAGGAUUGGUCAAACUCAUAUCCAGAGACCAGAGAAACAUGAAGGUUUUAUGCUGAAGAAGAGGAAAUGGCCUCUGAAGGGCUGGCACAAGCGAUUUUUCAUUUUAGAUAACGGGAUCCUGAAGUACUCCAAAUCUCCUGUAGAUAUUCAGAAAGGAAAGCUGCAUGGCAGUAUAGAUGUGGGUCUGUCUGUGAUGUCCAUCAAGAAAAGAGCUCGCCGCAUAGAUCUGGACACAGAAGAGCACAUUUACCAUCUCAAGGUGAAGUCUCCAGAUGUUUUUGACAUCUGGGUGUGCAAGCUGCGUCACCAUCGUUUGUUCCGUCAGAACGAGAUUGUUCGCUCUCCUCGUGAUGCUACGUUACGGACCUUCCCUCCGUCUGCCAGCGCAGAGUCACCCCAGAACACCCCUUCCAGCACACACCAAAACAAGCAGGGUAAACCCAGUAGUCUGCCCUGGCAGCUGCCGCCAUCCUGUAGUAAUGGACAGAGUAAAGUGGCAGCCUGGUUACAGGACUCAGAGGAGAUGGACAAGUGUGCAGAAGAACUUGCCUACUGCCAGUCUAGUCUUUUAGAAUUGAGUCAACUGCUGCAAAGUCUGGAGAUCUUACAAAGGACACAGUCAGCUCCAAACUUCACCGACAUACAGAGUAACUGUGUAGAUUUGACAAAGAAAGAAAAGCGAGUCAGCAGAAGAUGGAGGACUAAAAGUGUCAGCAAAGAUGCAAAAUUGCAACAGCAGGUCCAGUCACUUCCCCAGUCACACAGUGCUAAAGUUCCCCUGAGUGCAAGUAUGUCUCAAGUGCGUCUCCACUCCUCUAAUCCUAACCUAUAUGCGGAGUUGGCUGAUUUUCAAACCCCAGUCCCACGUCUGACUGACAGUAUCGACAGCGCCGGUGACUACAUCAAACUGCAGGAAGAUUUCUGCAUAGUUGCGCAAAAAGGUGAACAAAGCAUCCAUUCCAGUGUCACUGGAUCUGCGUUGCCAUGGCAAGAGAAAUGUUGUGCCUUGUCCCAGAAUGUUGAGCUCAAGACCCGUCUGAACCGAAUCCACUCUGAGUCGGUUCUGUCUGACCAGGUCGUCAGUGUGAACAUCAUCAGCAGUCCUGACGAGGCUGGGGAUCCGCUCCACGUGGGCAUCCCUCUCUCUCAGCAGGUGUCCAAUGAGAGCAGACUCUCCAUGUCAGAGUCAGUGUCGGAGUUCUUCGAUGCUCAAGAGGUGCUUCUGUCCGCCAGUUCAUCAGAGAAUGAGGCCUCUGAUGACGAGUCUUACGUCAGUGAUGUGAGUGAUAACAUUUCAGAGGACAACACCAGCGUCACAGAUAACGUUUCCAGACAGAUGCCUAAUGGUGAUCUGGCCAGUGGUGCGUUUCGUAACGGUAGACGUACGUGUCUCCCUACUCCCGCCCCUGACACGUCCAACAUUAACCUGUGGAACAUCCUGAAGAACAACAUCGGAAAAGACCUGUCGAAAGUGUCCAUGCCAGUGGAGCUGAACGAGCCCCUGAACACACUGCAGCACAUGUGUGAGGAGCUGGAGUACACAGAGCUGCUGGAUAAAGCAGCUCAAACCGACGACCCCUAUGAACGCAUGGCAAUCGUUGCAGCGUUUGCAGUUUCAGGAUAUUCCUCCACCUAUUAUAGAGCAGGCAGUAAACCCUUUAACCCCCUUCUGGGGGAAACGUAUGAAUGUAUCCGUGAAGACAAAGGAUUCUGCUUUUUUUCUGAACAGGUGAGCCAUCAUCCGCCCAUCUCCGCUUGUCACUGUGAGUCACAGAACUUCACCUUCUGGCAAGACGUCAGAUGGAAGAAUAAGUUUUGGGGAAAGUCUAUGGAGAUUCUUCCCAUCGGAACAGUGAAUGUCAUGCUGCCCAGUUAUGGUGAUCACUAUGAGUGGAACAAGGUGACGACGUGCAUCCACAACAUUCUGACCGGGAGGCGAUGGAUAGAAAAUUACGGCGAGGUCACGAUCAGAAACAUCCGCAACACUACCUGCAUCUGCAAACUCACCUUUGUUAAGGGAAACUACUGGAGUUCGAAUGUGAGUGAGGUGCAAGGAUCAGUGAUGGACCAGGAGGGAAAAGUCAUUCACAGACUGUUUGGGAAAUGGCAUGAGGGUCUGUACUGUGGAGUCCCACCUUCAGCCAAAUGCAUCUGGAGACCAGGGUCUAUGCCUACAGAUUAUGAGCUGUACUACGGCUUCAGCAGGUUUGCUAUAGAGCUCAAUGAGCUCUGCCCUGAGCUGAAGGAGCUGCUGCCACCAACAGAUGCUCGAUUCAGGCCGGACCAGAGGUACAUGCAGUGUUGCAAAUUGCACUCUUACUGGUCUAUGCCUACAGAUUAUGAGCUGUACUACGGCUUCAGCAGGUUUGCUAUAGAGCUCAAUGAGCUCUGCCCUGAGCUGAAGGAGCUGCUGCCACCUAAGUGA